Molecule: messenger RNA, 477 nt
Organism: Stylonychia lemnae
Lineage: Eukaryota; Ciliophora; Spirotrichea; Sporadotrichida; Oxytrichidae
Source: the annotation of a GenBank genome assembly
AUGGAAUUUUAGAGACAAAAAGAACUAAAAGAGGGGAAUGAAUACGAGAAAAAAUUUUAUGAUGAAAUGAUAAGAAAAUAAAAUAGAGUUUAGAAACUUAAGAAUUUUGAGGACCAGUAAAAAAGAAAUAUAUCUAAAAGUAGAUAAAUGAAAAUUAAGUAGAUAUUUGAUAAUACGAAGAAUCACUUAAUUGGAUAUGAUGACCAAGAAGAUUUGAUUUAUACUAUUAGAAGUCUUAGCAAAGAAUAAAAGGAACACUAAUACAUCUAGGAUAAGAUCAUGAGACUAAGAUAAUAGUAGUCAAAAUUUAAUUAGUCUAGGAAUAAAGAGAGUGGUCUCCUGAAAUAGGAAAACAGUUAGGGGGUAACUGAAAAAGAAAAUUAAAGUAUGCAGAGUUUAAAUACUACUAAUACUGGUUACUUUUAAAAUAAAUCUUAAAGCAAUCAAGAUUAAAAAGCCAAUUUAAGACAGAUUUGA